This is a messenger RNA of Peronospora belbahrii, 726 nucleotides long. The record is from the annotation of a GenBank genome assembly. Lineage: Eukaryota; Oomycota; Peronosporomycetes; Peronosporales; Peronosporaceae.
AUGUCCCGUCAAGGCUACCUUAUUGUCUAUGACAAGUGCAAUCAUCCGGCCAUAUGCUACUUUUCACUGGAGGACGGAUUCCUGCGCCAAUACGCGACAAUGGAAUGUACCAAAUGUCUGAGGGAGAUUCAGCUCUCCGGAUGCAAACUGACCAUCAAAGCGCAGAAGCGCACGGAAGGAGUGCCGAAUAGUUUUUUCCUCGAGACACGCAGGGUGUUUGUUAAAGACCGGUCUUAUACACUUGGAAAUACGAAACGCAUUGAGUUCAGUGCCUGCAGUAGCGACGACCGAAAGGAGUGGGGCAAAGCACUCUUUUCGUGGCAACGCUACUACUGGCGCGAUCCACAGACGUCGUCGUCGUCCGAAAAGAGCGUGAUCGCUAGUGAGACGCACUUCCAGCUGGAGCAAAUCAUUGCCAAGUACUUUGUGCAAAAGCCUACGAGUAGACACUCGAUCUCAUUCGUGGCGGCCAAUCACCCACUCUCGUUUCUACGACGCAAUGUCUACGCGUUACAACGCUCACUGUCGUUGACCGUAGCGUCUACUAGUGUCAAUGCAACCAAGCUCGAGACAAACGAGGAACCGACCGACAAUAUGAAGGAUAAACUGGCUAAAGAAGAGUAUCCAGAGGCUGCUAAGAGUAACAACAUAUGCGAGGCUACUGCCGUCACGCCGCAUUAUUUUUCCGGACGUUUUAGCCACAAUAUCAAUCAGGAGACACACUAG